AGCCUAAAUGGCUUUUGGCAGUCGCUGGGUCUGAGCAGAAGUGAAGCAUCAAGCACCGGCUUGCAAGCUGCAAGAAGGAUCUAUUACGCUUUAAAAAAAUAGGGGAAGGCACAGCGUGACCAGAGUUCUGUCUGAAAGAGAAGAGAGCAGAGCCCCCUUCUGAUUCUGCUGAUCUCAAGGAGAACUAAAGAUGUGGAAGAAGACAAAGGUGGCGGACGAAACUGCCGCUGGGCAGGCGGGCAUCAAGAAGAAAUCAAAAGUGCCUGGUGUCAUGAUUACCCAGUUUCUGGAGGAACUCCCAGAAGGAAAAACAACUCCAGAUUUCACCCGAAAACCCAUAGCCCUUACUAUUCAGGAGGGCAAAUUUGCAUUCUUUAAAGCCAUUGUGGUGGGUGAUCCAACACCUACUGUAACAUGGGGAAGAGCGAAAGGAGAACUCGUUUUUCACCCUGAUGUGUGCCAGCAAAAAUACGAUGAGGCAUCCAAUGAACAUACCCUUGAGUUCCCUAAGGUAGCUCCGGAGGAUGCUGACACCUACAAGUGUUUUGCAACUAAUGAAUAUGGGAGAGCGGUUUGCACUGUUGUUCUGAACGUUAUUGAGGUUGGAUUUUCCAAAGCAAGGGAGCUUCAGAAGGUACAAACAGAAGAUGCAACAGAGCUCAGAAAAAAACUUAAAAAACGUAAUCCAGAUGGAACACGUGAGGAGAAGGCCAUGGAUGACCAUGAAAAGGUCUGGGAAAUCCUGCUUAGUGCAGAAAAGAAAGAUUACGAGAAAAUCUGUUCCGAUUAUGGCAUAACAGACUUCCGUGGCAUGCUGAAGAAACUCACUGAAAUGAAAAAAGAACGAGAAGAGGAGAUUGCACAGUUCAUCUCACAUAUUAGGACACUCAAACCUGUUGAAGUCAAAGACAAUGACUGUGCAACAAUUGAGUUGGAUAUGGACCUCGUAGAUUCUGGCAGCAAAAUCUUUCUGUAUAAGAAUGGUGUCAUGGUGCCAUUCUCUAAGGAAGAGAGUGAAGGAGUUAAGCACAACUUAAGACAAGUUGGCAAAAAAUACGUGUUCACAAUUAAAAACCUAAGUAAAGAAGAUGCUGGGCUCUACUCAGUGGAUGUUGAGGGAAUCAAUGUAUUUUCCACAGAUUUUAAAGUGCCUGAAGUUGACUUUGCUGUCAAAAUUCAAGAGGUCAAAGCCGAAGAACGAGAGGAUGCUCUCUUUCAAUGUGUCCUCACUGCACCAAUGAAUGAGAUCAAAUGGUAUGGCAAAAGCGCUCUUCUGACAAAUGAUGAGAAGCAUGAGAUAAUUGUAUCUGAAGAUAAACUCAUCCACAAGCUGAUUGUGCGGGACUGUCUGCCUUUGGAUGGUGGUAUCUAUGCUGCUGUGGCAGGAAUCAAGUCUUGCAAUGCCUGGCUUGUGGUUGAAGUGGAAAAAGAUCCAGCCAAAAAGGCAAAAAAGGCAGCACGCAAAACCACCAUUGCUGGAGCUGGCAAUGAUGACGAACUGAUGAAAAUAGCAAAGGAACAGCAAGAAAGAUAUCAGAAAGAACUGGAAGAAAAAAUAGAACUUGCCAAAAAAACUCAAGCGGAGAAGGAAGUGGCAGAUGCAGCUGCCCGGGCAAAGGAAGAGGAAGAGGCUGAGGCCAAAGCUGCAGCAAAGGCAGCGGCCAAAGCUGCAGCAAAGGCAAAGAGAGCAGCAGCUGGAAAAGAUGGAGCUGUUAGGAAAACUAAGAAAAAAGGAAGUGGUGCUGCGGGAGCAGGAUCCGCCUUAGAUGGGGCCAGUGGAGCCACAGGAGGAGCUCUGGGGGUUGGUCCUGGUGGGGCAGGUGGAGUUGCAGGUGGAGCUGCAGGUGGAGCUGCAGGUGGGGCUGCAGGUGGGGCUGCAGGUGGAGUUGCAGGUGGAGCUGCAGGUGGAGCUGCAGGUGGAGUUGCAGGUGGGGCUGCAGGUGGGGCUGCAGGUGGAGUUGCAGGUGGGGCUGCAGGUGGAGUUGCAGGUGGAGCUGCAGGUGGGGUUGCAGGUGGGGCUGCAGGUGGGGCUGCAGGUGGAGCUGCAGGUGGGGCUGCAGGUGGAGCUGCAGGUGGAGUUGCAGGUGGGGCUGCAGGUGGAGUUGCAGGUGGAGUUGCAGGUGGAGCAGCUGCUGGUGCCCAUGGUGCAGGUGGAGCUGCUGCUGGUGCCCAUGGUGCUGGUGGAGCAGCUGCUGGUGCCCAUGGUGCUGGUGGAGCUGCUGCUGGAGCAUUAGCAGGAGUUAAAGGUGGCACUAGAGCUGGGACUGGAGGCAUUGAGGGUGAAGAUUUGGAUGAAUAUUCUGAUGAAGAAUAUGAUGACGAUUCGUUUGAGGAUUCAGACGAAGACAUUGAGGGACAAGGAAAAGGAGGGGAAAGAGGAAAGAGAGGUGUGGGAGGUGAAGGAGAAGGAGAAGAGGAAGGAGAGGAAGGAGAGGAAGGAGAAGGAGGGGAAAAAGGAGGGAAACGGAGGAAACGAGUAAGAGCUGGCCCACUGGUUCCUGAUACAGUUACAGACCCAGGAGUUCACUUUCACGCUGGUCUUUCUGACUGCAAAGCCAUUAUGGGAGAAGCCGCCGAGCUGGAGUGUAAAGUAAGCAGCGAAGAGUGUGUAGGGACAUGGUACAAAGACGGAGCUGAGAUUCAGUCAUCUGAGAAUUUAGCAAUUUCAAAAGACGGAUGUUUCCAUAGGCUGAAAAUUCUCAAAGUCACAGAGGAAUAUGCUGGGAAAUAUAAAUUUGAAGCUGAUGGCCGGAAGACUGAGUCUGAAAUUGUUGUUGAGGAUCCCCCACGAUUUGACACGGAGGAGCUUGAAGCAUUUAAAACCGCAGUGACUGUAAAGAAGGGACACAAAGCUACUUAUAAACUGUCCUACAUUGGCAGGGAACCAAUAAAGGUCCAGUGGUACCUCGAGGGAGAAGAGCUUUCAAGUGAAGGCAAUAUAAAUAUUGACACUUCAGACGGAGAGAGCCGUUUGCUUCUGAUGAAGCUGCAGCGAAAGGACAGCGGUGAAGUCAAGAUAAAACUCAAAAAUGAGUUUGGCACGAUUGAGGCUGUAAGCCAGCUAAAUGUACUGGAUAAACCCACACCUCCAAUGGGACCUCUGGAGAUUGUUGAGGCCUCCUCCUCUGUAAUUGAAUUCAAGUGGAGACCCCCAAAGGACAGUGGCGGCUGCAAGGUACAAAACUACAUCGUUGAGCGGCAGCAGGUUGGCCGGAACACCUGGAAGAAGAUCGGGCCUAUUGGUCCCGCGGCAAAAUACAGAGAUUCCGACGUGGACCAUGGGAGGAGGUACUGCUAUCGCAUCAGAGUGGAGACCGAAAUGGGAACCAGCGAGUUGAUGGAAACAGAAGACAUUCAAGCAGGAACAAAAGCAUAUCCUGGACCUCCAUCAGCACCAAAGGUUGCCAGCGCCUUCAAGGACUGCAUCAACCUCACAUGGUCCCCUCCUGCCGACACUGGAGGAACCAACAUUCUGGGUUACAACCUGGAGAAACGCAAGAAGGGCAGCAAUCUCUGGGGCCCGGUAAACCCUCCCAAUGAGAUUAUUAAAGGUAAAGGAUGUGCGGUUAAAGAGGUGGUUGAAGGCAUGGAGUACGAGUUCCGUGUGUCUGCAAUCAAUGGCUCCGGAGCUGGUGAAUUCAGCAAUCCAUCCGAGUUUGUUUUUGCCAGAGACCCUAAAAAGCCGCCUGGUAAAGUGCUCGAUUUGAAAGUGACAGAUUCCACCUACACAACCCUAUCCCUGUCUUGGAACAAGCCCAAGGAUAUUAAGGGGGUUGAGGAUGAAGCGAAGGGAUAUUUUGUGGAGAUCAGGCCUGCAGAAAAUACAGACUGGGAUCGAUGCAAUUCCAAUGCAAUAACCAUGACUUCAUAUACGGCAAAGGGCAUGAAGUCACUGGCCAUGUACUGGGUGAGAGUUAUUGCUACUAAUGAUGGAGGCGAGGGAGAGCCUCAGGAGCUGGACAAUUACAUUCUCGCUAUGCCGCCUCCUGUGAGACCACGCUUCACUGACGCCAAAAUCCAAAGUUUCAUGAUUGUGAGAGCGGGAAAUUCUGCACGAUUCAACAUUAAUUUUCAGGCUUCACCCUGGCCAGAGGUAACCUGGCUAAAGGAUGGAGUGCCAGUGUCUAAAAAGGUGACCAUCAGCAACGCUGAGGGUGCAUCCCAGCUUCUGAUCCCUUCAUCGGAGCGGACCGAUACCGGCAUCUAUACCAUCAUUGUCAAAAACAUUGUAGGACAGGAAACAUUCAGCAUUGAAAUUAGAGUCACUGAUGAGCCAAAGCCGGCAGGUCCUGUGGAGCUCGAUGAAAACGUGCCUGGCACAGUAACCAUCUCAUGGGCCGCUUCUCCCGAUGAGAAGCGCGAUGACAGGCUGCACUACAUGGUGACAAAGCGGGAUUCGGUCAAGAGAAGCUGGCACACCAUAGCGGAUCGAAUCUUCAACAAUAAAUUUACGGCCUGCAACAUCUUGCCAGGCCGAGAAUACCAGUUUAGAGUCUAUGCAAAGAACGACAUGGGCUCCUCCAAACCAUCAGAAUCAGCAAAGUGGCUGAUUCCUGCCAAAAAAGAGAAAUUCACUGUGACGAUGCCAGAGUCCAAGGCCUGUGACCUGCAGUGUGCUCCCAAAUUCCUCGUCCCACUGAAAAUGCACACCGCCCCUCAAGGCUAUGAAUGCUACAUGAGCUGUGCCGUGAAAGGAGACCCAACGCCUCACGUGACAUGGCUCCGUAACAACAUCAGUCUGAAUACCAACACCAACUACUUAAUCUCCAACACCUGUGGGGUCUGUUCUAUGCUGAUAUUGAGGGUUGGACCAAAAGACAUGGGGGAAUACAAGGUGGUUGCAGAAAAUGCUUUGGGGAGAGCGGAGAGUUCAACUAAACUCACUGUCAGAGAAUAAAUGGAUCCACAGAAGCCAAGUAGCUGGAAACUGACGUGUGUGUGUCUUACAGAGCCAAGCAAAUUCCAAUUUACAUUGUGUAAAAUGUAAAUUCAAUUCUGGUGAAACCGUUUUAACCUUAAACAUUUAAUUUUUUUUAAACCUUGAAAAAUGUGUCAAGUCAAAAUGACAAGGUUUCCACAUAUUCUCUAAAAAUAUAUCUGAUCUGUUGUACUUAACCAAUUGAAUUUUGUCAAAAUAACAAUUCCUGGUGUUAUAAAAGACUUUCACGAUCUUAACAUAAAGGCAAUGUGAUCUCUGGCUGUUUGCCAUCAGGCUCUUUGACAACAUAACCGGCUGCCAUCAUUUUAAUCUCUCACACGUUUUGCUCUUGUUGCUUUUUGUUUGCAUUUGUUUCUGUUAGCAGGUUGCACAAGUAUUAUAUUGACUCAUGAGAUAUUGUGUAAAGACAAAACAACUAUAAUGACAAUCAAGAAUGAGUUGAUACAGGAAGUUGCUUUUUGUUGUUGCAUCAGAAUCCAGUCACACAUGUAGGUUUUGGGUAAAUUUGUUAGGCUACUCUGAGGCCUUUAUAGGGCUCCCAAAUGCCGACAAGAGCUUAACCCAUGUUAGUGCAUGCAAUGCUGCAUUUUUAUGAUAAUUUGCAAAAGAAAUGAAACUCUUCAUGGUUAGUAUGUUUUUAAUGUUCUAAUUUGUGUGGAAAGUUUGAAAAAAAUAUUCAGUUUAAGUUAAAAGUUGAAUGUUCCAUUUUGAUGAAACUUUAAAAAAAACUAAUCUAAGUUAUUCAAGUACUUCAGACUCAUACAGUGCCCAGUAUACACAAUGGUUUCUUCAAAUUAAUUCACUAAAAAUUACAUGCAUGACCCCCCUGUAACAUGUCUUUAUGUAAAAUGUCUCAAAAUUCAUACCAUGUGUCAAGCAACAUUAAAAUCUACCAUUCUCAA
Messenger RNA from Fundulus heteroclitus (mummichog), 5841 nucleotides. RefSeq names its product immunoglobulin like and fibronectin type III domain containing 1, tandem duplicate 1 (gene igfn1.1). NCBI's taxonomy places the organism in Eukaryota, Metazoa, Chordata, Actinopteri, Cyprinodontiformes, Fundulidae. The transcript is spliced from 25 exons. The coding region runs from base 191 to 4897 and encodes 1568 amino acids. Gene Ontology annotation, molecular function: protein binding. The record is from RefSeq and is a predicted model, not a curated record.